Pseudoliparis swirei is the source of this 4265-nucleotide messenger RNA. RefSeq names its product sema domain, immunoglobulin domain (Ig), short basic domain, secreted, (semaphorin) 3H (gene sema3h). NCBI's taxonomy places the organism in Eukaryota, Metazoa, Chordata, Actinopteri, Perciformes, Liparidae. The coding region runs from base 372 to 2672 and encodes 766 amino acids. Gene Ontology annotation, biological process: positive regulation of neuron migration; semaphorin-plexin signaling pathway; neural crest cell migration. The transcript has 18 exons. The record is from RefSeq and is a predicted model, not a curated record. Gene Ontology annotation, molecular function: semaphorin receptor binding; chemorepellent activity; neuropilin binding.
ACUUCGUUUUUUUCUUGGAAUAACAUUUUCUCCUCCAUCUCUGACAUACACACACACCCAUACACACACAGAUGGUAAAGUGGGAGUGCUGGUGUCAGGAGCAGUGAAUUAUUUUUCAGGAUCUGAAAUUAUUCAAGACACUGUGUGGAUUCAGUAUCUUUGCGACUUGGAUUUUUGCUUUUUUCAACGACGCGACACUUUGGACUCAGUGUUUGUACCUGUGUGUGACUGUGUGUUGGGAUUCAGCACUUCACCUGAAUGCAACACUGAGAUUUUGACGAACACUUUUGUUGGGCACUUGUUACUGUAGUUGCCUGAAUUUGUAAGUGUUGACUGCGUUUGUUUGUUUGUCUGUGUGUGAGGAGGAGAGGAUGUAUUGGCUGGUGACUGCGGUCCUGCUAGCCCACCUUUGGGCUACCUUAACGGGGGCAUGGAGAGCAUCUCAACCAAGACUGCAGUUCACACACUCCGAGCUAAUUCAAAACGGCCGGCUGCUGACGCUGUCCCUAGUGGCCGAGGACCUGCCUGCCAUACUUCCUGACGAAGACAAGCGGCGUCUCUACGUGGCCAUGAAAGAUAACCUACUGUCUACCAGUCUGGACGACAUAACGCAGAACCCACGCAAGAUACACUGGCCAGCCAGUCCAGACCGUGUCCAGGAGUGUCUCAUGGCUGGGAAAGAUCCAGAGUUGGAGUGUGCUAACUUCCUGCGAGUUCUGCAGCCUUUUAAUCAGACUCACCUGUACGUUUGUGGGACUGGAGCCUUCAACCCUCGAUGUGCUUUCAUAGCUACCAGCGUCUUCCAACAGUCAGAGCACCAGACUCUCCCUUACAGUCAGACAGAGUGUGGGAAAGGGAAAUGUCCCUACGAUCCUUUCCAGAAAACAGCCUCCGAUGUCAUUGAUGGAGAGCUGUAUGCAGGGAUCACCUCGGACUUCAUGAGCCGGGACUCCGCCUUUUUCCGUAGUCUCGGCAGCCGUCACGUCAUCCGCAGCGAGCAGUACGAUUCCACCUGGCUGCAGGAUGCCCAGUUUGUGCGGGUAGCGCCGCUGUCUGAAACUGAUAAUCCGGAAGAUGAUAAGGUCUAUGUGUUUUUCACUGAGCGCGCUCAAGAGGCAGAAGGGGCUGCUGGGAAGGUGCUCUACUCCCGAGUGGCUCGUGUGUGCAAGAAUGACAUCGGAGGCCAGAGGAGUUUAGUCAAUAAGUGGAGUACCUUCCAGAAGGCUCGUAUGGUGUGUUCAGUCCCUGGACCAGAUGGGCUGCAGACACACUUUGACCAGCUGCAAGACAUCUUUAUCCUCCAGGCGAAAGACAAGAAGAACCCUCUCAUAUAUGGCCUGUUUACCACUUCCAGUGAUAUCUUGAACGGGUCAGCAGUGUGUGUUUACCGGAUGGAGGAUUUGGUUCGCGCUUUCAAGGGAAACUUCCUUCAUAAGGAGGGACCUCAGUACAAGUGGGCAGAGUUCAAUGGCAAGGUGCCCUACCCACGACCAGGAACUUGUCCCAGCAGCACUUAUGGAAGUUACAGCUCGACGAGAGAAUAUCCUGAUGACGUCAUCUUUUUCAGCAGGACUCACACUCUGCUGCAGGAGAAUGUCCUGCCGCUGGGAGAGCGCCCCCUGCUGGUGAGAGUGGGUGUUCACUAUAAAUUCAGCAAACUGCUGGUGGACAGAGUGGAGGCCGUGGACAGCACCUACAAUGUCCUGUUCAUCGGCACAGACUCAGGCCUUGUGCUUAAGGCCAUCCAUCUGCCCAGAGAACAUGGGCAGAGUCAGGAGGUCACUCUAGAGCAGCUGCAGGUUUUUCGGCACAAAUCACCUGUGACAGCCAUGACACUGUCAAAGAAAAAGCAGUGGUUGUUUGUGGGCUCCAGGGAGGGCGUGUCCCAGCUGGCUCUAUACCAGUGUGAGCUGUACGGCCAGGCCUGCGCUGAAUGCUGCCUAGCCAGGGAUCCAUACUGCACCUGGGAUGGACACGCCUGCAGCCCUUACAUCCCCACCGUACGCAGAAGGAACGCUCGUCAUUUAGGGGAGGGUGAGGAUCCACUGACUCAGUGUGUCAGACAGGGUGCCGGGCUGCAGGUGGAGGCGGAACAGAGAAUGAUGAUGGUUGCCGAGGGCAACAGCACCUACCUGGAGUGUCUGCCCCGAUCCAGACACGCUGUUGUUACCUGGUACAAACAAGCUGGAGAGAACAGCCCUGAACUUAACCAGGUGGUAACAGGUGACCAGCUCGUGGUGAUUGAGCGGGGCAUUCUGAUUCGUCAAGCUGAGCUGUCUCAUGGCGGCGUCUACCACUGCCAGGUGGAGGAGCAUGGCUACCACUGGACAGCCGUCACUGUCCGCCUCGCUGUCGGGAGCCCCUCAGCCAAUCGUCUGCUUGCUUCCUGGUCUGCCUCGUCUUAUCAGAGCACAGGAUCCAAGCCCUGGUACAAGGACGUGAUGGCGCUGAUUCACCCUGGAAACCUCGGUCAACACUGUCGUGCCCUCGGAUACCGCCCCCCACGCAACCAUCGUCGUCAUGGUGAUAUCAUGAAGGAGCCUAAAAAGGAGAAAGAGAGGGGGGAAAGGGAUAAGCACGGGGAAGGAAGAGGCGGUGGGGGAGGAGGAGGGAGGGCAGCGGGGAGGAAGAGCAGGAGCAAGCCGCAGCAGAGGGCACCGAGGAGCGCUUGAAAUUGUAGUGGAACAGGAGGGCAAAUGUUAAGUGACUUAAACCCACACACACCCCUACACACACACACACACACAAACACACACACGCACACUUAACUUAUACACUACAAAGACUGACAUGUGCAUGCACUUAUCUACAAACAAAAAAGGCAUCCUUUCACUAUAGUGAACAACUUUCAAACUAAGCUACACAUAAACAAAUUGAAGUAUGUACAGGAGGAUGUGAAGAAAGAAGAAAAAAGACAAAAGACUUUUGAAUAAAAAAAGAAAAAGUAGAACACCUUAGGCUGAGUAGUAUGUUGAAUAAAGAAUUGCACGUCCAGAUCACUCAGUUUAACUGACUCUGUGUCAUGACAAGGACAUGGGAAAGGAUGCUUUGGAUUUGGAGCUUCUUCAGAGAGAAAAAUAGUCCAAAAGUAGAUAGUCAGCAUUUGAAAAAUCACCCAACCCCUCUGAAAUUAUUGCUGCCUUAAAGGACCAUACUGGUGGCUUUUUAUGUUUUUGUCCAUUGAUUCUAAAACACAUACACACUGCCAGUUAUUCUCUAAAGCAGAACAGAUGUGUUAUGAUUGAUUUCGUACCUUCCAGGCAGACACUGGUUUCCAUCAAAUCCAGUACGCUUUGAAAUCAUCUUACUUAGCUAUAUUAAUGUCCAAACUUCACUGUGUUGAGUUAAAAUUUCAAGGACACCCCAUUUUUUGCUUUCAAAAAAUUGUCAAUCAACUGCUGAAAAUAUUUUGAUUGACACGCAAUGUCAGUGGAAAAUUCAAAAGGGAGAAGAUAAACAAGCAAACAUGGCGGCAGUUCACUUUCAGAGAACACAUCCGCUGAGGCUGUACUUAAAACAUUUAGUGUUUUCAGCUUAACAGCUAAACUAAGACAUAAAGGAGUUUAAAAUGAAUAUUAUCUGUGUGUUUUAAUAAUCAGCAGUGAUUGCUUAAUUGUUUUGAGAAGGUAAUUGUUUACUGUAGGUUGUGAAUAGCAGUAAAUAGCACUGAUGAGCAUUCUACAUCCUUUUCCCCAACACUUUCUUCAGAUUGGUGGGCUCUGAAUGCAAAAUGACGGACCGUGAUAACAAAGAUAAAAAGCAAAUAAAAACAGAGCGACAGCUUUGAUGAGGUUCAGUUUAUUUGUAUAGCCCAUUCUCACAAAUUACAAAUUUGCCUCAGAGUGCUUUACAAUCUGUACACACAGACAUCCCUGUCCCAGAACCUCACAUCGAAUCAGGAACAACUCCCAAACAACAAGGUUACGGAUCUACUUUCCCAGGAUGUUGUAUACUGCAGGAGAUGUUUUCAUUAUGUUCUCCUCAAGGUUCAGAAAUGUUAGCUGGUAAUGUACACACAUAAAUCUGUAACAGCCAAGAAACAGAGAGCUUAAUAUAUGUAUGGGGGGUAGAGUAAAUAGAGAUGAAGACACAGGGAUCUAGAGUGUUUUAUAAGGUCAGAAAAAUACAAAAUAAUCCUAUUGUGACUAUUGGUUUAGUUUGCCUGAAGUCCUACAGUGUAUAGGUUUAGAAAAUAAUGUUCAUUGUUAUGUAGGAGAGAAAAGAAACAUCUGCACAUUAACUCUAAUAAACAAAUGUUGUUUUUG